AUGAAGGUCCUUUUCUGCGAUAAGGUAAAGCGCAUAAAGCAAAAUAGCGACAAACUGGCUAAACUUCAAACUCUACGCUACAUCAUAAUAAUGCAUCCCGACAAAGAGCUUGAUUCCGUUAAGUUGGAAAUGGAGGGACGAAUCAAGAUUUUGACAUUUUCUGAGCUGAAGGUUAGUCUGGGUUUGCUUUAA
Molecule: messenger RNA, 192 nt
Organism: Protopolystoma xenopodis
Lineage: Eukaryota; Metazoa; Platyhelminthes; Monogenea; Polystomatidea; Polystomatidae
Source: the annotation of a GenBank genome assembly